Molecule: messenger RNA, 1647 nt
Organism: Lactuca virosa
Lineage: Eukaryota; Viridiplantae; Streptophyta; Magnoliopsida; Asterales; Asteraceae
Source: the annotation of a GenBank genome assembly
CUAACUCAUCGACUUAAAUUCAAAUCAUCAAGCUCGAUAAUGGAUAUCUUCUAUGGUUCCCUCCUCUCCCUCCUUGUUAUUGUGAUCUCAUGCUCACUUUGUUUUUCUUUCUUUAAGCCAGCUGCAGAUGCAAAACUCCCACCUGGCGGAAGAGGGUGGCCUGUGAUCGGAGAAACUAUAGAAUUUGUCACCACCGGUUUGAAGGGUCACCCUGAAAAGUUUAUCUUAGAUCGCAUGACUAAGUUCUCGCAUCAUGUUUUCAGGACCUCUCUAAUUCUACAGGAUGUGGUCGUGUUCUGUGGGCAGGAGGGUAACAAGUUCUUGUUCACGAAUGAAAACAAACUUGUUCUGCAAUGGUUGCCUCCUUCGGUCGGAAAGAUCCUCCCUUUUUCUGACCAUAACAGGACGAAGGCAAAGAUGGUUCGAAAAUACUUUAAGCCUGAAGCUCUACCACAAUAUGUCCCAGUUAUGGACAUGGUGACACAGAAACAUUUCCAAACCGAAUGGGAAGGUAAGGACCAGAUUAUGACCCAAAAACUCAUAAAAAACUUCACUUUUUUGCUUGCAUGCAAAAUUUUCUUCAGUAUUGAUGAUCCAGAAUGGGCCAAAAACCUAUCUGGCCCAUUCGAAAAGCUGGCUCCUGGAAUUUUCUCCAUCCCCAUAAACCUCCCUGGAACACCGCUACGUAGAGCAAUAAAUGCAGCCACAUUCAUCAGAAAAGAACUCACUGCAAUAGUAAAGAGAAGAAAGAUUGAUUUGGCUGAUGGGAAAGCUUCGCCUACACAAGACAUUUUAUCGUUGUUUCUCUGUGACGAUGAGGCCAAAUCCAUGCCAGAAAUUGAAGUCGCUGAUCUCAUUGUUGGGUUGUUGAUCGGCGGCCAUGACAGUUCAAGCUCAACAUGUGCAAUCAUUGUUAAAUAUCUCGCCGAGUUGCCAGAGAUUUACGAGGGUGUCUACAAAGAACAAAUAGAAAUUACAAAAUCUAAAGCAUCAAAAGAAUUGUUGAACUGGGAGGAUUUGUCAAAGAUGAGAUACUCUUGGAAUGUGGCAUGUGAAGUUCUUAGAUUAGUCCCACCCACCCAAGGAACUUUUAGAGAAGCCAUUACCGAUUUCACAUACCACGGAUAUUCAAUUCCAAAGGGAUGGAAGUUGUAUUGGAGUACUAAUUCAACUCAUAAAAAUCCUAAUUUUUUCCCGGAUCCUGAAAUGUUCAACCCAUCAAGAUUCGAUAAUAAAAGACCAACACCAUAUACAUUUGUACCAUUUGGAGGAGGAGGUCAUCUGUGUCCUGGAAAGGACUUUGUCCGAGUAGAAAUACUUGUGUUCAUGCAUCAUCUUGUGACGAAAUUUAAGUUGGAAAAGCUAAUUCCGAAUGAGCAAAUCAUUUUCAGUCCGGUUCCUAAGCUUGAAAAGGGACUUCCAAUGCGUCUGUAUCCUCAUAAACCAUAAUGCUGAAGUAUUUAUUAGAAAUGGAACUAGUCCAAAAAUAAUAUCUGAAAUAAACAAUAAUAAGACAAGAUAGGGCCUAUCAAAUUGUGGAUCCAAAAGCAAGGUCGAUGGAUGUAGGAGUGUGUAAUGAUUGAUAAUUUCUCUUUGAAUCUAGGAUUGUGUAAUGAUUGAAAACUUCUCUUUUCAUGUGAUUGUUCC